Dendronephthya gigantea is the source of this 1350-nucleotide messenger RNA. Its product is annotated as serine/threonine-protein kinase/endoribonuclease IRE1-like. Gene Ontology annotation, biological process: intrinsic apoptotic signaling pathway in response to endoplasmic reticulum stress; protein phosphorylation; IRE1-mediated unfolded protein response. Gene Ontology annotation, molecular function: ATP binding; protein serine/threonine kinase activity; RNA endonuclease activity. Lineage: Eukaryota; Metazoa; Cnidaria; Anthozoa; Malacalcyonacea; Nephtheidae. The transcript is spliced from 5 exons. Bases 455 to 1288 code for a protein of 277 amino acids. The record is from RefSeq and is a predicted model, not a curated record. Gene Ontology annotation, cellular component: IRE1-TRAF2-ASK1 complex.
UAUUACAGUAACAAAACAACCACAUGGAAAGAAGUUAGAGAGCAUCGAAAGUGCUGUCGUCUACAAAGACCUGUCACGUACAGUCGUCAAACGUCGUCAGUCGCAAAGGCAUUCGAACAAGCUAAACAAGAAAGAAAGGUCCAAGCCAAAAUAUUUACGACUGGUUGCCCAAAAAAGGAAUACAGGUACUCGUAAGGCCUACUCUGGUAAUAUCGUUUCAAAGGCUACCCCCACUCCAUCUGCAAUUCGUCACAAUACCAUUGCUCAGUCCAUUGCAAACAGAGAUUUUGCAUAUGAUGUGGUAACGCCAAAUAAAGCGUGGGAGUCUUGUUCCGUUGCAAAAAGAUCAAAAAAGGAAAACCAAGAAAAACAAAGCAACAAAAAUCUCGGGAUAAGCUCAAGGGAGAUUUUGAAGUCCAUUAAACAUUGCGAGAAAUUCCAGAUUUUGAAGGAUAUGGAUGUGGGAAAGCUAAAGAAGAUUGGACCACAGCUACAAUAUUUUGCUACACAGAAGAAUUUAUUGCUUGGUCAUGGUUCAUUUGGUACGUCUGUUUACGUCGGGAUCUUACAAGAUGGUAGCCAAGUUGCCGUAAAAAGGGUAUUGCGUGAAGCUGCCGAUGAGAAUGAAGUUGCUGUCUUGAGACGGAUAGACACAACGAGAUCGCCAUAUAUUCUGAGCUACCACCAUAUUCUCGAAGACGAAAACUUCAUGUAUUUAAUACUGGAUCUUUGUGAAGAAACAUUGAAAGAAUACGUAGAAUCACACAAUAUUCUUCACCUGCGAGAAGAAGGUCCGAGGAUGAUCAAGGAGAUCUUACUUGGUGUUAAAUUCCUUCAUGACCAAGGAAUCUUGCACAGAGAUCUGAAGCCAUCAAAUAUAUUGGUUGAUCUAAAAGGUCAGAUGAAAUUAGCAGACUUCGGAAUCAGCCGUGUUUUGAACGAAGAUGAAACAACAGUUAAAACUUUUGCGAAAGGAACACAGGGCUGGAUGGCUGCCGAAGUUAUACAAGCGGGUAAUGAAAAAAGAAUGGGACGUUAUAAGAAAAAAUCUGAUAUCCAAUCGAUUGGUAUGAUAGCCUUUUUCAUUUUAACUGGCGGUAGACAUCCUUUCGGAGCUACUCUGCAAGACCGUAUGACGAAUAUCUCAAAGGGAAAUCCAGUUAAUUUAGACGCACUUGAUGAUUAUGGUGACGCCAAACGGUUUGUGACAUUGUUGAUAAGUCAUGAUAUUGAUAGUCGACCUCAUGCGCGUGAAGCGUUGGAGCAUCCUUUUUUGCAAGGCAUAUAAAAAGGCUUAGGAAUUUUGAUAUAAUUUUAUUCAUUAUUGUAGCCAUAUAAGCAUAGAUGAUU